Symbiodinium sp. CCMP2456 is the source of this 6885-nucleotide messenger RNA. The record is from the annotation of a GenBank genome assembly. NCBI's taxonomy places the organism in Eukaryota, Dinophyceae, Suessiales, Symbiodiniaceae.
AUGCUCCCAAGCAGCCCUCCAGGCAGAACUGGACAACUGAGGUACCUUCUGGGCUGCGUGCUGGGAGUCGAAUCCCUGCAGCAUGCAGGUGGGGAGGCUUGGCCCCUCACGCUGCUUGCCAGUGGAGACAGUCUGCCACUGGUUCUCAAGAUUUCGACAUCGGACCACAGCGCCUACCGAACGUUGCAGAGUGAUAUGAUGGUGCGGAUCACUUCUCGCGAUGUGUCGGUACUAGCCUUCGAUGCUGGACUUGCGCAAUGCCAGGACAUCAUGACAGAGACGGUGAACCUUCCCGCCCCGCACACUUGCGCAACAUCGUUCGACGGGUCGGCUCUUUACCUGACCUUCUUCGAAGACUAUGCCUUGCAGCCGGCCACGACUUAUCUUUUCGCGACGCGGCUGCGACUGCUGUCUCCCGGAACUAUGCGUCAGCGGACGCUGCUCUGUGAAAUUUUGGAGGAUUUCGAGGUCAUUGACAGGUUUGGCAUUGUGAUCGGCACCAUUGCUGCCAUGCCACCGCAGCCGAGCCUCCAACUGUCAGAGUUCCGAAUCUCCGCGGUCGCCCUUUCUCGCGAGCAGGAGUUCGUCCUCGAGGUUCGCCUUGCCGCAGCCUCCGCUGCAACGGCUGUGGACCCUGGGGCCCAGGGCAGCGUGCUGAUUUGGGCCAGGCCUCUGAUGCUCUGGGAUUUCUCUGCCGUGAGCCCCUGCUCCGUAGAGAUCGGCAGCGGUGCCUCCGGCCUCGUGGGGGGAGGCACCUGCACCUUCCUGCGAUUCCCGGAAAGCAGCACCGCGUCGGUGGCCGACAGCAUCGGGCUCAAUGCCAUCCGGCUGGUGCCCGCCGGCAAGAUCGGAGUGGAUCCUGUCACGUUCCGAUUCCGCCUGCGGGCGCCCAGCGCGGGAACGCUCGGGGUGCGGUGGUUUGCUCAGGCACAGCAGCUCGGCCUGCCUGCGCAAGCCGCCUUGACCUCGGACUCGGGCUUGAGCGUUGCACCCGUGCCGACAGCUUUGGUCAGCUACGUCCGGAACCUGGCAGCCAGCGCCGACAACACCGUGCAGAUCGUGUUCAAUGCAGGGAUUACAUUCGCCGGCGGGGGCCUGCUUCGCGUUGAUGUGCCAAGCUCUUUCCAAGUCGUCGUCGCCGAAGUGCAGGUCAGCGGGUACGGGCGUCUCAGUAGCAGCCCCAGCAUCCUUUUGGACCCUCACAGCGUCACCAUCGAGCUGGGCAACACAGACGCCCUUUGGACAGGAGUCAGCUACUCGCUGCUCCUGCGCGUCCAAAACCCUGACAUGGCUACACUGCCCCGGGCCUGCACCGACGUCUUGUCCGCCUUGGUGAUCGAUUCGGACCUCCUGGGUAUCUUAGCCACCUCUGACUUCACGCCGGCUGCCCCGGAAGCUUGGAGCAUCUACCUGGAGGUGGGUCGACCGGUGCAGGCCACAGGCACCGCGGCCAUCGGAGCGAUGAACAUCUUGCUGCCACUGCAAGGAGCUUUCCUCUCGCCCAGCAACCUUGCCGUGGACCAGCUGAAUACCCUGCAGGUGUUUUUCAAGACCUCCCUGAGCCUCUUGUCGACGGACGCCUCCAUAGCCUUGCAGGGGCCGGAAGAGUUUGCCUUCCUGUGCCUCAGCUUCUCAGCGCCGGCAGCCUCACAGACAGUCUUCCCGCAGCUGCUGGAUCCGGGCUGCCUGUCUGCGGAUGGCCUGCUGUCUCUGAGCCUGUCUCCUGGGCAGUUCUUUGCGGCAGGGACGGCCUUCUCUUUCCAGAUAGAGGUGAUCAACCCAAGUCUGAGCCAGGCAGCUGCCAUUCAGAGCCGUUCGGGGGCGUUGGAGGCCCGGUACUGGGCCUUCGACCUAUGGUCCCUCUCACUGCAGUCGCGGGGCGUUUCGUGCCAGACGGCUCCUUUGAGAUCUCCCUACGGAGGAGGGAGCUGGCAGCUCUUCGCGCGGCAGCUGAAGGUGCAGAGCUUCCACUUCAGCGGCUUCGGUCCCGGCGCGGAGGCCUUUGUGAGCUUGGCCUACCGGCUGACGGGUCGCAUCUGGGGAGGCAGUGAGAUGUACAUAAUGGGCCCACCUGGCUAUCUCUUUGUGUCGAACAUCGAUGUCGAUGCAGAGUCGAACAGUGUGGAAAAGACGCUUCCCAUUGGUGUGCCGGUGAUCAACAGCGCGCGACCACACGAGGUCAUGCUGCCCAUCACCGACAAUGCCCUUGAAGGAGUGCUCUACGGGUUCCGGGCGAAGAUUCAGAAUGCCCUGGUGUCGCCCAGCUCUCAGGAGGAACCGACAGCGAACCGUUGGACGGUUCAGGUGAUCGUUGCAUCCGGCCUCACCAGCUUAGCGGGCCGCGCAGAGGCCGGCAGCUUUGAGGGAGCGCCCCUGGAAGUCCUCCGCGCCUGUGACGUGGCGGCCUCUUCCCCGGUCUUCCUCGCGCAGAAUCAGGUCACCGUCUCCUUCCUCGUGUCCAGAAGCAUCUACACCAGCGAUACCUCUGUGGGAAACAUCCACGUCACAGCUCCCCUCGGCUUCAGCUUCCCGACGGUCUGCCAGGUGGAUGAUGCCAUUCCAACGUUGGAGGAGGUUUCGACCCGCGUCAUCACUUCUCUGUCCUACACCUCUUGUGAGGGCUUCGUGAACACGGCCGUGAUCCGGCUCGCCAGGGCGACGGCGGUACCACGCGGAAGCCAGGUUCGUCUGCGCAUCCAGCUCGUGAACCCGGCCCAGCCUCCUUCGGAGACGAGGUGGAACGUUGCGACUUUCCAGGGCUUCGCCAAGCUUGAGGAGUGUGAGAAGACGGUUCCGACGUUCCAUCUUCUGCAGCCCUUGAACCAGGCCCUGGUGGCUAGAAGCGCCACAGGGCAAGAUCUCCGCCCCGGCUCGCUCAGCGUGUACGAGUUCUUCUUCGCGUACCCGGAGCGCACUGCCGACGAAGCGGCCAAUGUGGGCUCCGGCCUCGUGACGCGGAGCGAGGUGCAGAUCACGUUGCCACAUGGUUUCCGAGCGCCACCGGACUGCCUUUCAGGCGUUAGCAGCAGCGCCAGCAGCUUGGGUGCCACGGGCAGCACGGCAGCCAAGCUGCCGGACUUUGUCGCUUGCAUCGGCUCCGGCCGGAUUUUCAUCGCCACCUUGAAGAGCCUCAUAAGCCCGCUGGUGACGUACCGGAUGAGCAUCACCGUUCAGAAUCCCCCAGCAGACUUCGAAUACUCCUCCCAAAACUCGCGGUGGCAGUUGCAAGUGGAGUCGGCCGCAGUGGGUGGCCUGGAGGGGCCUGCGCUUCGGACCCUGACAGAGGUGCAGAUCCUGCCAGGCAACGUGCACGAAAGCAGCACGGGGUUCUGCAUGAUCCACUUCCGGACGGCUUCGCAGGUUCCAGCUUCCGGCUCCGUUUACGUUGAAGUGCCCGCCGACUUCGAUGCGGACUGUUCCGGUGGCCUCUACGACGCACAGACGAACGAGUUGGGAGGCAAUGCUGUCGCGCAGGGGACGCCCUGCGUGGUGCAACGGGCUGAGUUGCCGGGGCAGCCGCACGGCUUCGUUCUAGGUCCCUUGACGACCCCUUUGUCCAGCAACGCGGCCUACCUGCUGGCCUUGGGUCUCCAGACCGGCGGCCCAAACUCCGACACCUCCGCCACCUGGACGGUGAAGACGCGGCUCCCGGAUGGCGAGAGCAUCGACACCUCCCGGCCCAUCCCCACGUUUCAGGUCCGCCGGCUCCUGGGCUCCAUGGCCUUCACGCCCCCGCCGCUGACAUCUCCGGUGGGCGAGGCCUAUCCUGUGGACGUGGACUUCACCCUCGCAGUGGCGGUAAGGGCGGGUGCGCUGGUGCUGUACCCUCCGCCCUACGUGAGUGCGCUUUGCGAGAGCCCGCAGGCACUUGCCACCCAAAUGCUACCUCAAGGCACCAGCUGCCAGACAGAGGGCGCUCCCACUGGGUGGAGGAGCUUCCGGCUGGUGCUUUGGAGCCUCUCCUCGCCGUGGUCCGCCAGCCGCCCAUACCACCUCCGUGUGUUGGCCGAUGCCCAGGAGCUUCCGUUCUUCCGGCGGAGCUGGACGGUCCAGCUCUUCGCCGGCACCCAGAUGCAAGCUUCCCAGGAGACGCAGGCCAGCUUCGGCGCUUUGGCCUCCCUCCCAGGCUUCGUGGUGGGCUCCCUCUCCGUGUCGCAGUGGCGCUGGCGCGGGUGGCUGGCGGAGCUCUCCGUGACCUGCCAGAACCCGGCGCAGGGCGCCCGGAGCCAGGUGAGCGUGGAGUUCGUUGGACCGGAGAUUGCUCCUGGAGACGAGGUCUGGAUCCGGGCCCCUCCGGGAAUUCUGCUGCACCCCUUCUCCUGCUACGUCCAGGGCCCCGGGGUGUCCUCUGGGGCACCGAUACCGGCUCCCUGUGAGGUUCCCGAGCCCUCCAACGAGCCCUGCUUUCCGCACGUCUACGAGACGCAGCCCUGCGCCGAUGCUGCAGAGGGCCUCCUGCCGGAAGAUCGAGGCUUCGCCCACCGCCAGGGGAUGAAGCUGAGCUUGGGGGGCAUCGCGGCCGGGACGCCUCUUCGGAUUCUGCUCGAGGCAACGCCGCUGAUCGCCGCCCAGGCCGGCAAGUGGCUGGUGAGCACCUGGCGAGACGUUUUCGAGAUGGCCGUGGCUACAGCAGAUGGCUACUCUGUCUGGCACUGGAUGGAGGUGAGCUCCUUCCGGCCUUCCACCCUUCAGCCAAACGAGCCUGCAACGCUGUCCAUCGAGUGGUGGAUGCUGUCGCCGUUACAGGCCGGCGGUCGCCUUCGCCUGCGCCCUCCAAACACCGAGCUGGGAUCCUUCGACCUCUCCGGGGCCCUGGAGCGCUUCUCCUGGGGAAACCUCCCCCACACCGGGGACGCUCAGGUGCAGGCCGCUCAGGCUCUGCAAGCAAGCGCUCGGAGCCUUGAAGUGGCACUGUGCUGUGAGUUGCUGAGCAGAAGAAGCUACCACUUCGAGUUUGGCGUCCGCCAUCCAACAGCAGACAGGAUGCCAGAUCCCGCAGAACUCGAAUUGAAUGUGUGGAUAUUUGAGACGCUGACGGCGGAAGGGUCUGUGAAACACUAUGGACAGAUUCGCGGCUACAGGAUCUUCCGAAGUUUCGCCCGGGCAAGCGUGGAGCUCGAGAGCGAGUUGUUGGUGGGCGGCGUGGGUCAGGGACUGCAGGAGCGGACAGUGUCGGUCAGCUUCUCACUGCCCUUCGCCGUUGCCCUGCACAGCAGAAGCAGGCUGCGGCUCUUGGCUCCGCGUGGAUGGCAGUUCCCGGACAACUGCGACUUGAGUGUGCAGCUGGGGCCUUUUACGACAGUGGCCAGCUGCACAGCAUCGCAGAACAUGCUGAGCCUGCUUAUUUCCGGCAGCAUCAACCCGGGCAUCGAGGGAAGGUCCUUUGGGAUCCAGGUGGCAGUGAAGCCUCCAGUGAGUGUCGCGAUCCACGACUUCUGGUUCUUGGAGGCCUACGGGGCGGUCGGCACGCCAGACACACUGGUCGAUCCGAACAGGUACGAAAGCUUGGACUUCAACUUGGAGCCUCGCUUGGCCUUGCCCGUCUUGGGCACCGCCCGGCGCCAGGGGGCAACGGGUGGCACAGCCGUGGCCCAGGUGCUACUUUCGGCCCAGCCUCCCGAGUCGCGGCGGACUUGGAGGCUCCCCGCCUCCAUGGUCGCAGCGCUGAGCUUCUCUCUGCCGACAGUGCCCUCGCGGCUGGUCAACGCCUCCCUGAGGGUCUCCGUGGAGAUCGACUGGGUGGUGCUUCGCUGCUCGCUGCCCCCGCGCCCAUUUCACACCGGGAGCCUUCCCCCUGGAGCCCAGUGCUUCGAUUCUUCGAGCACAUCACGGCAGAUGCGGCAGACGGAGGUUGUGAUCACCAUCGACGACCUCAUUCCGCUUCGGGCAGGCAUCUACAACUUCUCUCUGGUGGUCGUUACACAGUCGGGGAUGCCGCACAUCGAGGCCUUCGCCUGGCCGCGUGCGUCGUCCUGGGCUUUGAGCCUGGGCUCCGGGUCCCUCGACUUCAGGACGACUAUUGCGGCUGCUGCUGCGUUUGAGGGCAGGAACCUGCCGGCCAUGCCGUUGCCAGAUCUAGCCGUGACCACGACGACGGCUCAGACCAACGUCCUGACGACGGUCUAUCUCCUGGUUGCCGUGCCGGUGAAAAUUACCCUGCCCAUGUCCUUCGAGAUCCAACCGCCACAGGGCUUCCGUUUCGACACGGCCCCGUCGCCCCUGCAUCCAGCGCUUCUGGAUUCUUCCCUCAGCAAUCCUUUCCGCUCCCAGAGGACCUGGGAGCCCGGCCAGCGCGACGUCCAAGACCCGGCCCGGGUGCCCUGCCCGUUCUUCGAGCUGAUGAUCGAGGACCCCCCUUAUCGGGACAUCUCCACCGACAGCGGCCGCCGAAGCCUCUGCUCUUCGUUGGAGGGUGAUCUCAGUGCUUCGGUCUUCGCAGCCUGUGCGGCGGACCGCUACGUGUCGCUGCCCCGAACCCAGGUGGCGUGUUUCGUAGUGCAAGGCAAAGUGGUGAUGGACGUGCAGGCUCUCGCCAGCCACUGCCAGAGCUGCGGCGAGAGAGCAGUGCUUGAGGCGGGGCAGUAUCAGCUGGCGCUCAGGGGCUUCAACCCGCCGGUGGUCCCGAUGGUCCACGAGGAGGAGCUGCCGAAGCAUUCCUGGAGAGUGACCCUUCUUCGGAGGGCCGCGAACCGAGUGCCCAACUUGAACGAAACCUUCUCGGCCGUGGCCUUUGGCAGUGUGCCCAACUUUCCACUGGACGAGAGUACCAGCACCACCGGCCUUUGGCGAGGAAGGACCUUCCCACAAGAAGCUGAUGGGGUUGCGUCGACUGUGGUGCCAGCCGAUGAUCGAUUGAGCGCGAGUAGGUAUAUCAGUCUGACUUGA